Molecule: messenger RNA, 408 nt
Organism: Funneliformis geosporum
Lineage: Eukaryota; Fungi; Glomeromycota; Glomeromycetes; Glomerales; Glomeraceae
Source: the annotation of a GenBank genome assembly
AUGCGGGAGCAAUACAUGCGUACUGGUGAAGGAUUUCUUCUUGUAUAUUCAAUGACAUCUCGUAACUCAUUUGAGGAAAUUUCAACAUUUCAUCAACAAAUCCUCCGGGUAAAAGACAAGGAUUAUUUCCCUGUAAUUGUAGUCGGUAACAAAUGUGAUUUAGAGAUGGAACGACAAGUUUCAGGACCUGAGGGUCGGGAACUCGCAAAAACGUUCGGUUGUAGGUUCAUUGAAACAUCUGCCAAACAACGUAUUAAUGUUGACGAAGCCUUUUAUAACCUUGUUCGUGAAAUUCGACGAUACAACAAAGAACAACAAUAUGGGAACCGACCUACGAAUGGACCAGGAAAUAACGAAUUUACCGAUGGAACAGAUGAAAAUGGUGGUUGUUGUUGUGUGGUUAUGUAA